Ornithorhynchus anatinus (platypus) is the source of this 399-nucleotide messenger RNA. Its product is annotated as histone H4. Gene Ontology annotation, cellular component: nucleosome. The coding region runs from base 29 to 340 and encodes 103 amino acids. Gene Ontology annotation, biological process: nucleosome assembly. Gene Ontology annotation, molecular function: DNA binding; structural constituent of chromatin; protein heterodimerization activity. The transcript has a single exon. NCBI's taxonomy places the organism in Eukaryota, Metazoa, Chordata, Mammalia, Monotremata, Ornithorhynchidae. The record is from RefSeq and is a predicted model, not a curated record.
CGUUUCAGACGUCUAAGCUUUAGUCAGCAUGUCUGGUCGUGGCAAGGGAGGUAAGGGCCUCGGAAAGGGUGGCGCUAAACGCCACCGUAAAGUGCUGCGCGAUAACAUCCAGGGUAUCACAAAGCCCGCCAUCCGAAGACUAGCCCGCCGCGGCGGAGUCAAGCGCAUCUCCGGCCUCAUCUAUGAAGAGACCCGUGGGGUGCUCAAAGUGUUUCUGGAGAACGUGAUCCGCGAUGCCGUCACCUACACGGAGCACGCCAAGAGGAAGACCGUUACCGCCAUGGAUGUGGUCUACGCUCUCAAGCGCCAGGGCCGGACUCUCUACGGUUUUGGUGGUUAAAAUAGCCUGUGUUUCCUUAUUCUGACAAGAAACCCAAAGGCCCUUUUAAGGGCCAACCA